Aureobasidium pullulans EXF-150 is the source of this 1723-nucleotide messenger RNA. Its product is annotated as homoserine acetyltransferase. The record is from RefSeq and is a predicted model, not a curated record. The transcript is spliced from 2 exons. Gene Ontology annotation, biological process: L-homoserine metabolic process. The coding region runs from base 53 to 1642 and encodes 529 amino acids. Gene Ontology annotation, molecular function: homoserine O-acetyltransferase activity; L-serine O-acetyltransferase activity. Lineage: Eukaryota; Fungi; Ascomycota; Dothideomycetes; Dothideales; Saccotheciaceae.
GGGGAACUUUUCAUUCCUCUUUACUCGCAAGUCACAGCGACAGAGAGACAGCAUGUCGGCACCUCGAGCAGCAAGGCAACUCGCCAAUGGCCUGUUCCGACGAACAAACCCCCGAACGCGAUUCCUACCCAUCCAACGCAGCAUGCACAGCACGAGCAGACUAGCUUCACAAGCAGCCGCCGGUCAACCAAUUGUCGAAGCCGAAAGACCUCACGAAACACCGGCAGUGAACCCACCACUCAGCUUCCCCUGUCUGGAUGCUCUGGACAAGAAGACGCAAACUUUGACCAAGAAGCGAUCGCUAUCUGGUCCCGAGCCCUCAUACGCUCCAGGCGCGACCGAAACCUUCCACUGCCCUUCGCCCCUCUUGCUGGACUGGGGCGGUGUUCUGCCAUCCUUCGACAUCGCCUACGAGACCUGGGGCAACCUCAACGCCGACAAGAGCAAUGCCAUCCUGCUCCACACCGGUCUGAGUGCCAGCAGUCACGCGAAGAGCACUCCUGCCAACUCAAAGCCCGGCUGGUGGGAAAAGUUCAUUGGACCUGGCGCACCCAUCGACACAGACAAGUACUUUGUCAUCUGCACCAAUGUGCUGGGAGGUUGCUAUGGCAGUACCGGGCCCGGCUCCAAGGAUCCUCUGGCAAACGACCAACACUACGCUACACGCUUCCCUAUCCUCACCAUGCAGGACAUGGUGCGUGCUCAAUUCCGUCUUCUCGACUGGAUGGGUAUUGAUAAGCUGUAUGCCUCUGUCGGCUCCAGUAUGGGUGGUAUGCAGAGUCUUGCCGCAUCAGUCCUACACCCUGAGCGUGUAGGCAAGCUCGUCAGCAUCUCUGGCUGCGCAAGAAGUCACCCUUACAGCAUAGCCAUGCGCCAUACCCAACGUCAAGUCCUCAUGAACGACCCCGCCUGGUCCUCCACCCGCGGAAACUACUACUCCGCCAUUCCUCCUCACGCCGGCAUGAAGCUCGCACGCGAAAUCGCAACUGUGACCUACCGCAGCGGUCCAGAAUGGGAACAGCGCUUUGGCCGUCGACGAGCCGACCCCUCCAAACCCCCAGCCCUCUGCCCCGACUUCCUCAUCGAAACCUACCUCGACCACGCCGGCGAAAAAUGGUGUCUCGAAUACGACGCAAACAGUCUGCUCUACGUGAGUAAAGCCAUGGACUUGUUCGACUUGGGCAAAGAACACAUGGAUAUGCUGGAGGGUGUGAGAGCGUCGAAUGUGCAUAAGCUUGAUCAGUUUGGCGCUGAUAAGCCGACACCGAAACCAGAGGCUGGAGCGGCGGAUUUGUGUAAUUUGACCUUGCCGGAUACGCCGUAUGAGGAGCAAGAGUCGACUGCCGAGAUUAUGAACAAGGAUACGGAGAUCAAGGCUGCUACUCAGGAUAAUGAGCCCCCUGCUGAUUUGGUCAAGGGUAUGCAAGGACUCAGGGAUAUCCCGGCUUUGGUCAUGGGUGUUGCCUCUGAUAUCCUGUUCCCGGCCUGGCAGCAGAGAGAGAUCGCUGCUGCUUUGAGAAAGGUUGGAAACAGAAAGGUUACCCAUGUUGAGCUUGGCGAGGACAGGAGUUUGUUCGGCCACGACACCUUCUUGCUUGAUCUUGAGGGUGUUGGUGGUGAGCUCAAGAGAUUCCUCGGAUAGGAGUUGGGAUGAGCCGCAAAUGUAUGUAUGAUAGACGUUUUGAGCAAAAAGCAUAGCGAAUUUGACUUCACCAUCACACAC